This is a messenger RNA of Eurypyga helias (sunbittern), 1000 nucleotides long. RefSeq names its product collagen and calcium binding EGF domains 1 (gene CCBE1). The record is from RefSeq and is a predicted model, not a curated record. The annotation marks the transcript as partial. The transcript has 9 exons. Gene Ontology annotation, molecular function: calcium ion binding. Lineage: Eukaryota; Metazoa; Chordata; Aves; Eurypygiformes; Eurypygidae.
GAAAAAGUGCUGUAAGGGUUUUAAGUUUGUUCUUGGACAGUGCAUCCCUGAAGACUAUGAUGUCUGUGCCGAAGCUCCCUGUGAACAGCAGUGCACCGAUAACUUCGGACGAGUCUUAUGCACUUGCUACCCUGGGUACCGCUAUGAUCGGGAGAGGCACAGGAACAGGGAGAAGCCGUACUGCCUGGAUAUCGACGAGUGUGCCGCGAGCAAUGGAACGCUGUGCUCUCAGAUCUGUGUCAACACCGUGGGCAGCUACAGGUGCGAGUGCCACGAAGGCUAUACGCGGGAGGAGGACGGCAAGACGUGCACCAAAGGAGAUAAAGCUGCACUUCCUGAGAAGUCUGAAAUUGUGGCAAAAUCAGGGACAUGCUGUGCCUCUUGUAAGGAAUUCCAUCAAAUAAAGCAGACGGUUUUACAACUGAAGCAAAAGGUUGCUUUGCUACCAAAUAACGCUGCUGAUCUUAGCAAGCAAAUCACUGGUGAAAAAGUGCUUGCAUCUAAUGCAUAUAUCCCUGGCCCCCCAGGCCAGCCUGGCCAGCAAGGCCCUCCAGGGGCUCCAGGACCAAAAGGGAGUCAAGGAGUUCCUGGGUCACCUGGACCUCCUGGACAGCCAGGCCCUCGUGGAUCAAUGGGACCUAUGGGCCCAUCUCCAGACAUAUCACAUAUUAAGCAGGGCAGGCGGGGCCCCGUGGGCCCACCAGGAGCCCCGGGGAGAGAUGGGAGCAAGGGGGAGCGAGGCGCACCAGGACCAAAGGGGAUACCUGGCCCACCAGGUUCAUUUGAUUUCCUGUUGCUGAUGAUGGCAGACAUCAGGAACGACAUCGCUGAGCUGCAAGAGAGGGUGUUUGGACACAGGACUCAUUCAUCAACAGAGGAGUUUCCAUUACCUCAGGAAUUUACAAACUAUCAUGACACAGUAGAUUUUGGAUCUGGAGAAGACUACAAACCACGGGCAGCACCCAGAGACUCCAGGAUACGGAAAGCAGCCCAUCCUUAG